UGAUGGAUCCCGUUCUGUUGCAACACCAUUUCAUUUAUCAUGGCUUGCUUCGCUGGAAUUUCUUAAGCAUUUCAAGGGAAAGGUUGCACUAUUUCAUUUGCAUGAUUUAUGUUUUUUUCUUUCAAUGACAAACUGCCCUUCACUGGCUCAUCCAUUCCAUGUUUUAGGUUGAAUUUCCAGAAUUUGUUCAGAAGAAGAUUGAGUUCCGGCUGUUGCUGCAGUCUUGCAAUAAGGAACAUGUACCUCUUGAUUGCCUUCAGGUUUGUGCAGUACUAUACAAUUACUCGAAUAUAUUGUGUUGAUCAGCUAAAUAGGCGAUAUUCCAGCUUUCAAUUUAUGUGCACAAGGGAGAUGGGAAGUAAGGUAUCACAUUGCCAUCAAUGUUUAUUUUUUCAGCAGUAUCAGCAAUAUGAUACCUUACUUCCCAUUACUCCUCCAAGCAGUGUUGUAAAAGUUACAUAAUUUUUGCAACUAUAGAGUUAUAUCAUAAGAAAAGUAACUAGUUACCGAUACAAGUGACAAUGGAAUAAAAGUUAUUUUGUAACUAUAGUUCUAUUUUUUCUCGUAUUGUGACUCAUCUGUGUCCCAUUUUCAAACCUGUGAUCGAUUGGGUCAUCUACCUAUACUAUCCAGGCUCGUGGUUAGUUGAUUAUAACAAAGACAAUAAAAUUAUAGAACUCGUCUUUCUAAGAACGAGUCACGAACAAUGAAUGUCAAUGAUAAUUUAGCCAAUCACAAAACAUGAGCAUUUUAGGUAGGUCUUUACCCGAUCGAUUUAGUCUGAAAAUCCAAGUAGGACGGUAGGACGGUUGCCUGGCUAAAUUUCUGUUUCAUGCCCAGUUUAAUCUUCAGGGAUUGAUAGAUGCAAAUUUCGUGUGGAAUUUUUAUACAUUUAUUAGGCCUAGCUAACCAUGAGCAGCAGUUGUUGUUGGAGCUCGACAACAUGCUUUAUCCACCUACAAGCACUUGUGGAUGGAGCUCGACAACUGGCCUCUGAGCUCAUGCAGUUGAUUAGAGCGAUGCACCGGAAUCGCAGGUUCGGCCGGUUCCUGCCAGAGAGCCUGCCAUUUAUCACCACCGCUCCUGGUUAGGUCUAAUAGAUGUAUAAAAAUUCCACUCAAAACUUCAUAAAAUCCCUUUCAACCAUAGACGGAUUUUCAUAUUUUUUACUGGGGUGGUGCCAGAAAUCUUAGGGGGGCGAGCCGUGAGCAGGUGACUGAAGCAACACGAAGUGUCACCAAACCCCAGUAAGAUCUAUAUUCUAGGGGUGGAGCACUAGAGCCACGAGGGGAAGUCUAGAGAGCAGGAAACAAAGUAUCCCUGGAAAAAUUUGAAAAAAAUCAUGAUUUCUAGCUUUGAAAAAACGUUUUUUGAAGUUAUCAUAUCAAUGGAUUUGGCAUGUCCGUUUGUCUGUCGAGACUUGAGAGAGUUAAAGUUAAAUGAACCUGUAAAAGUGUAAACCCAAUAGGCCAAUACACAACAUGCUUUUACUUUUAUAAAGUCACUGACAUUGUGUCAUUUGAAUCCGAGUACAAUUUAUGAUGCAACUCCGAUGUAAAUAAUAUUUGGGGUGUAAAGAUUAAAUCUAGGCAAGUCUAUUUCCUAAAAGAAUUAAAAACUAAAAAUAAUGUUCGUAAAAAUUCCAAACGUUCCUUGCAAGCAAGCUAUUUGCAUGACAAGGCACUGCAAACUCUAUUCAGGGGAGAUAAUAGAGUUUCAAAACUUUACAAUUGCUCCAAUAAAUUGCUCCAAAACUUUACAAUUGCUCAAAUGAUUUAAUAGUUUCAGAGUGUUGCACUGUCUUUUUCUGUUCCAGUGUACUCCUACGUUUAUUUUGUAUCAUCAAGACUCUGCACGUUGGAGCUAGUGGACUAUUUAAUUAUUUUUAUUAUGCCGAAUAUUGGGGGCGGGGGAAAAGGCUCUGGUACCCAGGGUAGGGGUUAAACAUUUUUUUGGAGUGGUGGACAUUUUGUUUUGGGGGUUAUAGCUAAUAUUGGGGACACCUGCACCACAAAAAUCCGUCUAUGCUUUCAACAAUUAGUUAUAUCUAGAGAGAUGCGCAAAAUUCUGAUAUUUGUACAUGCAUUUACCGAUACUUGUAUUUGUAAGUAAACAUUCUUUGCUAUGAUCGAUCGCAAAUUCUACGCAAUUAGCCUGGAAGUCGUUAGGCGUACUGAGCAGGGUGCGAUAAUUCGCGUACCAACAUACUGGAGGUACGCCAAAAUUACGAUUGACCUGGUACUUCUUCGUUUUUAGCUGAGUACCACGUAGGUACACGAGAAUUUGCUAUUCGCGUCCUUACAUUUUCCUUCUAGCAAUAACUAGCAAACCUUCCAAGGUAUUCAAAACCGUCAGUAACGUUAGCUGUACAUGCAAAUUCCACACAUCCAACAUAUUUUCGGAUCGAACAAGGUUGUUAACUUUGUUAUCUGUGUUUUUGGCGUUUACGUAUAAUAGACGCUAUAUGCUAACUAAAUGAAUAAAUGUGGAGAGUUUUAUGUGUGACAUAUUGCGAACUAGUAAACGUAUUUAUUUAAAAAUAUAUAAUAAUAAAAUUCAGAAAGGUUUGAUUAAGACCGUGCAUUAUAUACGUAAGACUCUGAAGUAGCCUUAGGUACACCUUGACUCUUAAGUUUGUACCAGCUCAAGUACUCGGCAAAAAUUGUUGGAGUACCAGUCAGGUACGGCUAAAAAUAUUGAACUAUCGCACCCUGGUACUGAAUAUUCCGAGAAUUAUGCCGUAUGCCUCUCAAUUUCUUACUGUGUGUCUUUAAUUUUAUUCAAGGAUUUGGAUUAUUAUCACUCGAAAAUUGUGGAAGACAGUCGAUCAAAUAUUCUUGAAACCGUCCCUGACGUCAGCAUGGCCUGGAUAAAUCCUUUAAAAACCCUAAUUCGUAACCAGCCUCGACAUGCUCAUGCAAUAAUACAUUGCCUGAUUGUCUCAGAUGCAAGAUUUACAAGCAAUAAUCUCUUCUUUUAUAACUUGUACUUGGACCGACUUAAAGAUCAGUUACACGGGUUAACCACAUUGGAAAAUACUUUGAAGAGAAUGACCGAUUUAGGUGAAUUGGACAAAGGUGCUGAAAAUAUAUUAAGGAGAUACAGCUCGUGUUGUAAAAGCGUACAUGAGAUGUUGGCCGCAAUGGAUGUACAGUCACUCACGGCGCAGUCAGAAAUUGAUGAAACUUUAAUGAACCUGUUAUAUAAAGUGCAAAACAAUCCUUCGGGAAGUUUCGCAAAAGGUUCGCUUUAUUCAGCCCUGCUUGCUCAUCCUUCGUUGUGUUUAUUCAAACGUUUCUCUGACAUCGAAACUGAGUACGAACUUGGCAAUAGUUUCAAGAGUUUAUCAGAGGUUUCACCUUCUCCGAAGUUUUUUGUUCCAUCGGAAAGUUUAUUGACAAGAACAUGUGAUAAAGAUCGCCACAGUGCCUGGAAAUUGUUAUAUUUGUAUGCAAGAGAAGAUCAUCACAUUUUGGAAGAUGUUGUAGUGAGUAAUGCAAAUUUUAAUCACCCUAUGCAUAAUACUUACAAUAGCAUAAAAACCCCGAUUUUUUUGGGAGCUAUAUAGAGAAAUGCGCGCGGGUGGAGGAAAGGGCGGGCGUGAAAAAACAUCCACCGGUUUUCCAUACAUUUUUCUCUGCCGCCCAUUUUAAUACAAUAAGUUAAUUCAAAAUUGACAUGGAAUCAAUAUCUGGGUGUUCGGUCUAUAUUAUCUAUGGGUGGUCAUAAUGAGGCUCUCGUAUGACGCACUUGACGCUCAAACUUAAAUUUGGGAACUUUGAGAAAACCUCAUGCGUUGCAAAGGUUUCUUAAGUUUUCAAACCACGAUAAAACUACAAUCAAACUUUUGCGAGCAACUUUGCAAUAGUGAGCCACAACGUUGCAAUGUUGAUGUACAAAUUGCUCGGAGCAAAUUGGAACUGUUUUGGACAAGUUGCCGCCAAGAAGCUACAAUAUUUUUCGUCGGCCAACUACUUGUACAAGAUUUAUAAAAUUCUUAUUGGAAAAUGUAACUGUUAUUCAAUUUUUUGCAGUAUUUGAGAUGAUUUAUUAUAAAUUUCAAAUAAAUUUGACAUAGUAUUAAGACUAUAUUAAUUGCUCCAGGUUUGUUACAGGAAGCCAUUUACGUUGUGAAAUAAUUCCUCAAAACCUCGUUGUUUGGCAAUCGUACUACUACUAGGACUGGAUCAAAAUUAAUUCAGUCUUUGGAAUGCAUCAAAAUUAAUUCGCGUCACUUUAAGUAGUGAUUUAUUCGUAUGAGAUGUCAUUUCAAAUCUUCCAAUUCGGACUAGAUUAGAUUUCAAGUCUUCGCAUUUUCAUCCAGUCCUCUGCCUCGCCUCGGACACAGAGUAGAUACAUAUACAGAGUUAUAACUAGUGUACACACUUUUGUGCGCAUGCUCAGCGAGUUACUAGAUGCAUGCAUCCCAUUGGAUGAAACUGCUCGCGUAACUUGCUGUGCACGCGCAGUUGAUCAUUUUUUGCCAAAUUGCCUGAAAAAACGUGGUACAUGAAAACGUAAGUUUUCGCAGUGUUUACGACGACCAGUUACACCUCUGUAUGUAUCUACUCUGUGUCUCGGACUUGAUCAAAUUGCGCGGACUUUAUAACAAACGUACUUGCAGGGAGGUGAGUCCGGGAUUGGACGCACCGAGGGUGGCUGGAAGUUUCCCGAACUUACCGAGCGAAGCGAGGUGAGUUCGGGAAACUUCCAGCCACCCGAGGUGCGUCCAAUCCCGGACUCACCGAACCUGCAAGUACGUUUGGUUUUUAUCCCAUACACCGAGCCAUACACACAUUUGUAGCUCUUCGCGAUAUAUUCGUCGAUGUUUUGUGAACAUUUUCCCGGCCAAAAAAAUAACUGGGCAAGAAAAUACUUCUUUAUCUACGUCUACAUUACCUUUACUGCAUUUUUUCUUUGGUUUUUCUUCAGUCUCAGUAUGUUAGUCACCGAAAAAAGUUCUUUAAAGUUUAGGUUUAUCGGCUAAAUCUUGUCCGCCAUAUUGGUUAUUGUUAUUGCAACGUAAGCAGUUUAGCGGGUGAGUUCGGGCGAAAAGCAGGUGAGUUCGGCAAAAAGCAGGUGAGCUCGACGACAAGCUCACCUGCUCUAAACCAAUCAGAAAGCCGCUUUUAACACAGGUAUGGGAUAAGAAAUCUAGUCCGGUCCUCACACUCGGAUUUGAAAUAUUACUUCAGGUAUUUGUGUGUCUUUCACACCGCAGCUUAAAUAUAGCUUUACUCAGAUUUUUAUUUCUGUUCUUUAGACAACAUGUGUAGAAUUUGCUCAACAUGGUGACCUGGACAAGGUUAUAGAAAUAUUGUCUUGUGAGGAAUUUUCUCCACUAAAAGUGUUAGUAUUGCUCUUGGCGUGGCCAUAUUGUCACACUUGUGACAGUGCUCAGACACUGCUGGAUAGUUUAUGGCACCGUGAGGUGAGUAUCGUAGCUUACAUUGUUUCUAAAAUAUCAUAAUGGCAAUGUUUUAAUGAAACGUCGAAUUAGUUUUGCUUAUAUUUUUCAGGUAGUUGUAUAUCCCAUACACUGCCGCUUUCCGUUAUAUAUGGUCUUUAGCUAGAUUGGCAGCGAUCUGUGUCAGUUUAGUGUUUUCUCCAGGUCCUCUGGUUUCCUGCCUUAAUGUACACUAACCUCGGAAACGUCGUCAAUAGACAAUUCCCAUUAUAGACUAAUUUUAAAACUAGGCAAGGAGAUGCGAAUAUAUCACCACAGCUAGAAAGAGCAUACAAAAAUGAGUAAAAUUGCAAAGUUUGCUCGCGAAAUGUUGUAUAAAUAUUUACAAAUAUCAUACAUACAUGAUCUAUACAAAUAAGGAAAUGCUAUUGGCGACCUUAAUUGUACGUAAUUCCAUGCGUCUGUCCUCUAAUAGAUCAUGGGUUUCGACCAAUGAAAGCGCUUGAAUUCUUAACGUUAGAUAACAAACCCUAACCCUAACUACAUACAAACUAGGAAAAUAUUUUUUUGUUUCUGAAAUAUAUUAUAAAGACAUUUCAGGGAAGCUUUGUUGACGGUCGACACAAUUUUUCUCAUCAGUGAGUUCAAAAGUGAAAUCUAUAUAUACUGUUUUUUUUUCUAUAGAGAUCUUCUAAACACGUCCUUCUCGACCAAGCAUGUGCGAAACUGGAAUAUCAAUUGCAUCUUGUGAAAUGGUGUUUAGAUAAAGCAAA
This is a messenger RNA of Paramuricea clavata, 6180 nucleotides long. NCBI's taxonomy places the organism in Eukaryota, Metazoa, Cnidaria, Anthozoa, Malacalcyonacea, Plexauridae. The record is from the annotation of a GenBank genome assembly.